Messenger RNA from Musa acuminata subsp. malaccensis (wild Malaysian banana), 1944 nucleotides. Its product is annotated as inorganic phosphate transporter 1-4-like. Gene Ontology annotation, molecular function: phosphate transmembrane transporter activity. Lineage: Eukaryota; Viridiplantae; Streptophyta; Magnoliopsida; Zingiberales; Musaceae. Gene Ontology annotation, biological process: phosphate ion transport; transmembrane transport. The record is from RefSeq and is a predicted model, not a curated record. Gene Ontology annotation, cellular component: membrane.
CCUACUUCCCUCCUCCCUCCUCCCGCCUCCUCUCUUCCCUCACCUCUCCGAUUUCCGUCUUCCGAAACCUAACCAAAGGCGUUGGAGAAGAGAGGAGAGGGAGGAGAGGAGUAAGCCGCUGCCACCAUGGGGAGCGAGCAGCUCCAAGUCCUUAACGCGCUCGACGUCGCGAAGACCCAGUGGUACCACUUCACGGCCAUCGUCAUCGCCGGCAUGGGCUUCUUCACGGACGCCUACGACCUCUUCUGCAUCUCCCUCGUCACCAAGCUCCUCGGCCGCAUCUAUUACCACGUGGAGGGCUCCCCCACCCCCGGCACCCUCCCGCCCCAGGUCUCCGCCUCCGUCAAUGGGGUUGCCUUCGUCGGUACCCUCACCGGCCAGCUCUUCUUCGGUUGGCUCGGCGACAAGAUGGGCCGCAAGCAAGUCUACGGCAUGACCCUCAUGCUCAUGGUCCUCUGCUCCGUCGCCUCUGGCCUCUCCUUCGGCAACAACGCCAAGAGCGUCAUGGCCACCCUCUGCUUCUUCCGUUUCUGGCUCGGGUUUGGCAUCGGCGGGGAUUACCCCCUCUCGGCCACCAUCAUGUCGGAGUACGCCAACAAGAAGACUCGCGGCGCCUUCAUUGCCGCGGUUUUCGCCAUGCAGGGGGUGGGCAUUCUCACCGGCGGCAUGGUCGCCAUCAUCGUUGCCACGGCGUUCAAGGACCGGUUCCCGGCUCCAGCCUACGCCGUCGACCCUGUAGCAUCCACCGUGCCGGAGGCCGACUACGUAUGGCGCAUGAUUCUCAUGUUCGGAUCGGUGCCGGCAGGGUUGACCUACUACUGGCGCACGAAGAUGCCGGAGACCGCGCGCUACACCGCGCUCGUCGCCAAGGACGCGAAGCGGGCGGCGGCCGACAUGUCGAAGGUCCUGCAUGUCGAGGUGGAGGAGGAGCAAGAGAAGGUGGAGCAGAUCACGGGGGCGCAGGCGAACGCCUUCGGCCUCUUCUCCAUGGAGUUCCUCCGUCGCCACGGCGUCCACCUGCUCGGCACCACCACCUGCUGGUUCCUCCUCGACAUCGCGUUCUACAGCCAGAACCUGUUCCAGAAGGACAUCUUCAGCGCCAUCGGGUGGAUCCCCAAGCCCGCCACCAUGAACGCGCUCGAGGAGGUCUUCCGCAUCGCCAAGGCGCAGACGCUCAUCGCCCUCUGCGGCACGGUGCCGGGCUACUGGUUCACCGUCGCGCUCAUCGACGUCAUGGGCCGGUUCGUGAUUCAGUUCGUCGGCUUCCUGAUGAUGACGCUCUUCAUGCUCGGCCUCGCCAUCCCCUACUACCACUGGAUCACCAAGGGCAACCAGAUCGGCUUCAUCGUCAUGUACGCCUUCACGUUCUUCUUCGCCAACUUCGGGCCCAACAGCACCACAUUCAUCGUGCCGGCGGAGAUCUUCCCGGCGAGGCUGAGGUCGACCUGCCACGGCAUCUCGGCGGCGUCCGGGAAGCUGGGGGCGAUCGUCGGCUCCUUCGGAUUUUUGUACCUGGCGCAGAACCAGGACCCGGCGAAGACCGACCACGGGUACCCGGCGGGGAUCGGGGUCAGGAACUCGCUCUUCUUGCUCGCUGCCUGCAACUUCCUGGGGCUGCUCUGCACCCUCCUGGUGCCGGAGUCGAAGGGGAAGUCACUGGAGGAGAUGUCCGGGGAGAACGAAGGAGACGAGGUUGAGGGCGCGUGAGGUGAUAAGCAGGAGGAGGGGCAAGCUGAUGCUGCCACAUUUUGCUCUGUUGUGUCUUCCACCACCGGUACUCUUCAUGCGUGAAUGGGUGUGAUCACGGAAGCUUGGUUGGAGACUGUGCGUGUUCUUGGUAGACCGUAGCAUUUGAAUCAUCAAAUAAUACAAGACAGGAAUGCCUUAUAUGACAUCAAUGUAUCGUUUUGUAUGAAAUAAUAAAGUGCAGCUCUCGAUUUAUUA